AUGGCGGAUCACAACACCCCCUCGCCGCAACCAGAUCUUCAUAGGAACAGGCUUCCAUCCCUUUUCGAGGUUCUGAGCCGGCGGACGCUCGCACCGGUUGACCUGUUCUACUUCUACAUUUACAUGCGCGAUCAGCAAAGAUCGGUUGACUAUCUGGAUUUCUGGCUCGAUGUCGCUCAACACAUGUCCAUGUGCCGGCACUACGUACGAGAGUUACGAAGAUCGGUGAUGAUUGGGACGCCAGAUGGAGAUAAAUCAGCUUCGAAGAGAUCAUCGGCUAUGUUGGAGGGGUUGGGCGAUUUGAAUCAUGGAGGACCAUCGAUAUACCCGUCAGACAAGGAGAAAAAUCAGGAUGCACAGAUGUCUGCGUAUCUUCGACAAGAAGCACAACACGCUGCGAACACUGGUCACUCUCCUGCUGGCAGUACUGGAUCCAACAACAUGAGACAAACCUCAUCAAAUGAUCGGCCACGACCUAGUUUCAUGAGCAGCCCUCAUGUCCUCACUACCUCUGAUUCCAACUCUCCAGAACACACUGUUGCUCGAGCAGAUAUUCGGGCAUCAGCUGAAAAGAUCCUCUAUACCUACCUCCUUCCUGGCGCCGAACGCGAAAUUCAGCUCCCCCACGCUAUAACCCACGAGAUCACAGCCGGUAUCGAAGAGCAAGGUCGAGAUGAUCCGGAACUGUUCGAUGCUGCGAAAGACUAUGUCUUCCAAGCAAUGGAGCGUGACGCAUUCCCAGGCUUCCUCCGAGCAAAGGCUCUGGGCAACCUCGUCCCACCCUCAGUUUUGAUGAGGUUAGUCAUCGGCUUGCUCUCCAUGUUCGCUGCCUUCUGGGUUGCUUUUAUCCUCGUUUUCCUUGAUUAUGGUCGACGCACAAGACUCUGGCUCAUUCUCCCAUUCACAAUCGGUGUUUAUGCUCUCUGCUCUCAGCAGUACUCCCUAGAUCCCAUCCUUGCCCUGCUUGGAUUCAGCGAGUAUACCUUCAUGAACUUCAACCGGAUCCGAGAACCAUUCGUCCGCAAGCUUCUGAAUAAGCGAGCGAUUAUGGUUCUAGGAGUCACGAUUUUCAUCGAUGCCUGUCUGGUGGUUCUCUUCGUCUUCGUGCCAGGGAAAAGACUUUAA
Molecule: messenger RNA, 1125 nt
Organism: Hyaloscypha bicolor E
Lineage: Eukaryota; Fungi; Ascomycota; Leotiomycetes; Helotiales; Hyaloscyphaceae
Product: regulator of G-protein signaling domain-containing protein
Exons: 3
Coding region: 1-1125 (374 amino acids)
Biological process (GO): intracellular protein localization
Cellular component (GO): plasma membrane
Source: RefSeq, a predicted model, not a curated record